This is a messenger RNA of Arabis nemorensis, 3111 nucleotides long. The record is from the annotation of a GenBank genome assembly. Lineage: Eukaryota; Viridiplantae; Streptophyta; Magnoliopsida; Brassicales; Brassicaceae.
AUGGCGGAAGCAAGACGAUUUAGCCCCAAUCAUGAAUUAGAUGUUGAACAAAUACUCUCAGAAGCAAGAAACCGAUGGCUUCGUCCUCCUGAAAUCUGUGAAAUUUUACAGAAUUACCAAAGAUUUCAAAUAUCUACCGAGCCACCUACUACACCAUCAAGUGGAUCUGUUUUUCUGUUUGAUCGAAAGGUGCUCAGGUACUUCAGGAAAGACGGUCACAAUUGGAGGAAGAAAAGAGAUGGAAAGACAGUGAAAGAAGCUCAUGAGAGGCUCAAGGCGGGAAGCGUUGAUGUUCUGCAUUGUUACUAUGCGCAUGGACAAGACAAUGAAAACUUUCAAAGACGCAGUUAUUGGAUGCUUCAGGAAGAGCUUUCCAACAUUGUUUUUGUCCAUUAUCUCGAAGUUAAGGGUAGUAGGGUUUCUACUUCUUAUAAUCGGAUGCAAAGGUCUGAAGAUGCUGUUCGGUCUCCUCAAGAAACUGGGGAAAUCUUUACCAGUGAGCGUGAUGGUUAUGCUUCUUGCAGCAUUAAUCAAUAUGAUCACAGUAAUCAUUCACAAGCUACUGACUCAGCAAGUGUCGAUGGUGUUCACACUCCAGAACUUGAAGAUGCUGAAUCAGCAUACAAUCAGCAGGCGAGCUCCAUAGUUUACUCACAUCAAGGAUUUCAGCAGCCUGCAACUACUGGUUUUGAUUCUUACUAUCAAAUGUGUUUGACGCCCAGGGGUGGUUAUCAGAAAGAGCUUCGUACAAUCCCCGUAAUAGAUUCUUCAGUUAUGGUAGACAAGAGCAAACCUAUCAACGGUCCUGGAGUAGCAAAUGGGCUAAGGAACAGAAAAUCCAUUGAUUCCCAAACCUGGGAAGAGAUUCUGGGAAAUUGUGGUUCUGGAGCUGCUGAAGGUUUACCUAUGCAGCCUAACAAUGAGCAUGAAGAAGUGUUGGACCAAAUACUCCAAAGCUGCUCUUUUACUAUGGAAGAUUUUGCCAGUCUACAAGAGUCCAUUGUGAAAAGCCAGAAUCAGGAGUUAAAUUCAGGAGUUGCAUCUGAUCGUACCGGGUGGUUCCAAGGACAAGAUAUGGAGCUAAAUGCUAUAAGCAAUUUAGCUUCAAAUGAAAAAGCUCCAUAUCUAUCUACGAUGAAACAGCAUCUGUUAGACGGUGCACUGGGCGAAGAAGGUUUGAAAAAGAUGGACAGUUUCAAUCGCUGGAUGAGCAAAGAACUUGGAGAUGUUGGUGUUAUCGCUGAUGCAAACGAGUCUUUUACUCAGUCCAGUUCGAGAACGUACUGGGAAGAAGUUGAGAGUGAGGAUGGUUCCAAUGGCCACAACUCUAGGAGGGACUUGGAUGGAUACGUUAUGAGUCCUUCCCUCUCAAAGGAACAACUCUUCAGCAUCAUUGACUUCUCUCCAAGCUGGGCUUAUGUGGGUUGUGAAGUGAAGGUUCUUGUCACUGGAAAAUUCUUAAAGACUCGAGAGGAGGCUGAAAUUGGCGAGUGGUCUUGCAUGUUUGGGCAAACAGAAGUUCCAGCAGAUGUUAUAGCUAAUGGUGUUCUCCAAUGUGUUGCUCCUAUGCACGAGGCUGGAAGAGUUCCGUUUUAUGUAACAUGUUCCAACAGAUUAGCAUGCAGUGAAGUGCGUGAAUUCGAGUACAAGGUUGCGGAGUCUCAAGUUUUUGAUAGAGAAGCAGAUGAAUCUACUACUAUUGAAAUUCUUGAGGCAAGGUUUAUUAAAUUAUUGUGCUCGAAAUCCGAUUGCCUGAGCUCUUCUCUUUCCGGGAAUGACAGUGAUUUGUCCCUAUUGAGCCAGAAGAUCAGUUUACUGCUUUUCGAAAAUGACGACCAGUUGGAUCAGAUGCUAAUGAAUGAAAUCUCCCAAGAAAAUAUGAAAAACAACCUUUUGCAGGAAGCUCUGAAAGAAAGCUUACACUCAUGGCUUUUACAUAAGAUAGCAGAAGGUGGAAAAGGUCCCAAUGUGUUGGAUGAAGGUGGCCAAGGUAUAUUACACUUUGCAGCUGCUCUUGGUUACAACUGGGCUUUAGAACCAACGAUAGUCGCCGGUGUAAGCGUUGAUUUUCGGGAUGUAAAUGGUUGGACUGCACUUCAUUGGGCAGCUUUCUUUGGCAGGGAGCUGGUAAUUGGUUCUCUCAUAGCUCUUGGUGCUGCUCCUGGAACUUUGACUGACCCGAAUCCAGAUUUUCCGUCAGGAAGCACACCUUCUGAUCUAGCGUAUGCUAAUGGUUACAAAGGAAUUGCUGGUUAUCUCUCAGAAUAUGCCUUGAGAGCCCACGUUUCUCUGCUCAGUCUAAAUGAGAGAAAUGCAGAAACACCUCUACCAGCGGUUGAGACCGCUCCUAGCCAAUCCAGCUCAUCAUUAACAGACUCGUUGACAGCUGUACGUAACGCUACUCAAGCAGCCGCUCGGAUUCAUCAGGUUUUCAGGGCUCAGUCUUUCCAGAAGAAGCAAAUAAAAGAGUUUGGAGAUAGAAAGUUUGGGAUGUCGGAGGAGCGUGCUCUUUCCAUGCUUGCUCCUAAAACACACAAACCAGGACGAGCACAUAGUGAUGAUUCGGUACAAGCCGCUGCUAUACGGAUUCAGAACAAGUUCCGCGGUUACAAGGGAAGAAAAGAAUAUCUGAUUACUAGACAAAGAAUCAUUAGAAUACAGGCUCAUGUGAGAGGUUAUCAGGUUAGAAAGAACUACAGGAAAAUAAUAUGGUCGGUGGGGAUAUUAGAGAAGGUGAUAUUGCGUUGGAGACGGAAAGGAGCUGGUUUGCGCGGGUUUAAAUCGGACGCGCUUGUUGAUAAAAUGAAAGAUGGAACAGAGAAAGAAGAAGAUGAUGAUUUUUUCAAACAAGGUAGAAAGCAAACAGAGGAAAGACUACAAAAGGCUCUUGCAAGAGUGAAAUCAAUGGUUCAAUAUCCUGAAGCUAGAGAUCAGUACCGAAGAUUGCUAAAUGUGGUCAACGAUAUCCAAGAAAGCAAGGUUGAAAAAGCUCUUGAAAGUUCAGAAGACGCAAUAUGUUUUGAUGAUGAUCUGAUAGAUAUUGAAGCAUUGUUGGGAGAUGAUAAUGACACAUUGAUGUUACCUAUGUCGUCAACUAUGUGGGCCUCUUGA